This is a messenger RNA of Anopheles stephensi (Asian malaria mosquito), 1750 nucleotides long. RefSeq names its product ubiquitin-like-conjugating enzyme ATG3 (gene Atg3). The transcript is spliced from 5 exons. The record is from RefSeq and is a predicted model, not a curated record. Gene Ontology annotation, cellular component: cytoplasmic ubiquitin ligase complex; cytosol. NCBI's taxonomy places the organism in Eukaryota, Metazoa, Arthropoda, Insecta, Diptera, Culicidae. Gene Ontology annotation, biological process: autophagosome assembly; nucleophagy; autophagy of mitochondrion. Gene Ontology annotation, molecular function: Atg8-family ligase activity. The coding region runs from base 352 to 1359 and encodes 335 amino acids.
GACGUUUUGCCGACCCGUUUGACGUUUGCAACGCACAACAAAUCGGGAGAGAGCGAGCAGAAAUGUAGUGUGAAAGGAUAAAUAGAAUGUAUAGCGAAGUUUCUGCAAACAAACGAUAGAACCAUCCGAACGAUAGCAUCUGCCGUGUGAAGAUAUUUAUCCUUUUAACAGACCAUCGUAAAAGUUGCAUAAAACUUUACCGGGUUUCCGUUCCGUGUUCUCUACGUCCGUGGUUGGUGUGUCUCGGGUACGGACGUGUCUCCCUGCCCGAACGAGGACGGGGUUUACGCACUUUCCUUUGUGAACACGGUUCUCCGCUCAUUGAUCGAUUCGCUGUGUCGGUGAGCAAGGAUGCAGAAUGUCCUGAAUUCCGUCAAGGGCACGGCGCUUGGUGUCGCCGAAUAUUUAACGCCCGUGCUAAAGGAGUCCAAGUUCCGCGAGACGGGCGUACUAACGCCGGAAGAGUUUAUUGCGGCCGGGGAUCAUCUUACCCACCACUGUCCAACCUGGUCCUGGGCGGUGGGGGAUGAGAGCAAAAUAAAGCCUUAUCUCCCGAAAGAUAAACAAUUUCUGAUUACGCGCAACGUACCAUGCCGGCGGCGCUGUAAACAGAUCGAGUUUGUCGGUGAGGAGAACCUGGUGGAGGAGAACGAUGCGGACGGUGGAUGGGUCGAGACACACCACUACAAUCCGGACGAUGCUGGAAGUGCUGGGCUGGAGGAGAAGGUUUGUGAAAUGAAGCUGGACAGCUCACGGAUCGAGGACGAACCGGCGGCCGAUAUGGAUGAUCCGAGAAAUCUUGACGAUGGUGACGGUGGGGAUGGUGGCGAUGACGAUGAUGAUGAGGAUGGAGCGGCAAUCGAUAUGGAUGAGUUCGAGGAGAGCGGUUUGCUGGAAACCGUUGAUCCGUCAAAUGCGUUACUGCCGGCACCGAACGAGAAGCCUAAACCAGCCGCUCCUACCGAGGCGGAAGGUGAUUCGGUGGUGCGCACCAGAACAUACGAUCUUCACAUCACGUACGACAAAUACUACCAAACGCCCCGCCUGUGGGUGAUCGGGUACGAUGAAAACCGGAAGCUGCUAAGCGUGGAGCAGAUGUACGAUGACGUCAGUCAGGAUCAUGCCAAGAAAACGGUCACGAUGGAAACGCAUCCCCAUCUGCCCGGUCCGAACAUGGCCUCGGUACAUCCGUGCAAGCACGCAGAUAUUAUGAAGAAAAUCAUCCAAACCGUGGAGGAAGGAGGCGGCGAACUGGGCGUCCAUAUGUAUCUCAUCAUCUUCCUGAAGUUUGUCCAAACCGUCAUACCGACGAUCGAGUACGAUUUUACGCAAAACUUCAACAUUACCAACCACAAAUAAGGCGACGGAUUUUUUUUUUUGCGGGCGAGGAAAGGCAGACUAAUGGCUGGCAAAUGGCUUUUCUUCUAGCUAACUGUUUGGGGCUGUUAAAGCUAAACCCCAGCGUUCGUGUUUUAAGUUUGAUCCAUCACAGUCGAUAUUUUGUUUAAUUUGGUCCCUUUUUACCUCGUUGUGUACGUGUUUUGCGUUUUAGCGUUCGUGUGUCCGUGUCUUUUUUUCGUUCCUUUACUGCCCUGUUUUACGCAUCUGAACUGAACGUCCCACAAUGAUAUUUAAACUCGUUCCCCCUCCCCGGCAGUUACACAGUUAUGGCUAUCAGGAUAAAGACUAUGGUUAAGUGAAGCAGGCGAAAUAUAUAGAUGCGAUAUGCUGCUUUAGCAGGAAAAAGGCA